AUGAAGAAGGCUAAGUUGAUUUCUUCUGAUACUAUCGUGCUGGAAGACAUAUCUCGUGCCGUGUUCAUCACAAGAUUCCUAGCAAUUCAUGAGCUCGAGGACAAGUUUGCAGUGGGGGCUAUUUCUGGGCCUCCAUUCAGGAUGUAUUGGACAGGAUCAGUUGGUGGUAAAGCUGGUGCAACUACUAUCAACAACAUCCAUCAAUUUUCUGUGGCUCUGGCAGCGCUCUUGAAGAAAAACAAGACUGUUUGCCAAGUGGAAAUCGAGUUCAAUAUCGACGAGAUGGAUGGCUUCCGCAUUCGCACUCGUCCUAUUCUUGCAUUAAAUAAUUCCCAAGAAGGUGAAGAUGAGCUUGAAUAUUGCCCAUUUGUUAAUGUUGUCUACGUCCCACACAUCGAAGCCUUCUCUGACAAGACCCAGCUCCAUGGAGCCAUCAUUAUUCAACUCAAAGCAAAGUGGCUGUGUGCUGAACACCAGGGCGAGAGUGGUGGGAUUGGUUAUUGUUAUGUAUCCUCAACUGGGGAACAUGUUGGCCUCAACAGUCAUCAUUUGAAGAUAUGGGCUACUGCUAUGGCUGCAUAUGAUGCAAUGAAAAAUGAACCACCAAAUACUGUUGAUUUUGACGGAGUUUGUGAUGGACAACUUCGUACAUCAAAGCCCCGUGACCGAAAUACUUCUCAUACAGAGGGUAAUGCAUCAAGCGAGGCAGCCUCUCUUAUUAUGGCUAUCAUGCCUCUUAUCACAGGCAUGUCACAGAAGCAUCUGCGCUCCCCAUCUCUAACUCGAUCAACAUGUCAUGCCUCCAUACAACUUUCACCACUCCCUGCAUCUGGAUCUGAGCUCCAUGCCUGUUUGUGUGACUUCACUGAAGCCACAGAUAUUGAUCUUGCUAGCUGUGAGGAUUCAUUGGUGGUCAUGGAGUUCACACCAGACAUAAUUCCUGAUAUCCCUGUUGCUCGUCUUUGUGAGAUUAUGGGUGUUGUAGAGGGUCAUCUUCGGAAGUUGCAGAUGUUCUGCAAAGACUGGAAUAGCUUUAAUGUCUCUCACUUUGCUAAUCACAUCUCUUAA
Messenger RNA from Suillus subalutaceus, 1068 nucleotides. RefSeq lists its product as uncharacterized. The transcript has 5 exons. Bases 1 to 1068 code for a protein of 355 amino acids. NCBI's taxonomy places the organism in Eukaryota, Fungi, Basidiomycota, Agaricomycetes, Boletales, Suillaceae. The record is from RefSeq and is a predicted model, not a curated record.